UGCUGUAUAAAUGAAUAAGCAGUGAAGUGAAGGAGAGGAAACAUGCGCAAGAAGAGUUAAAGAAAAUGUGGAGAGAAAGAUGCUGUGACAGCAAAGUCAUUGAGAAUAUGAUGAGAGCCACUUUCUUCACUCAGAGGAAAGACAUUAUCAGUGGGACUGAGACUUCUGACUUGGCAAAGGAAUGGCCAUAUCUGUUUGAGACAACUGGCAUGAAGAUUCAUUUUAAAGAGCUUACAGGUGUGGACAUGGAAGACAAAAACAUAACUAAUAAAUGUGCUAGAGUUAUUUUUUUUCUUAAAUCUGGUGACAAGACAGGGAAGAUGGAGACCAUCUUCAGGGCAAUGAAAACAUCAAGCAAAAGUGUUGCAGUUGUUCAUGUUGCAGCGUUUCUUCCACUGCUGCUCAAGUACUUCAAUGAAGAAGAAGAGAUGUUCUACAGAGUGGAUCAAACAACCCUGCCCUCUGAAGUGGACUGUGCUGGACUUCCAAGUACACCAUGUAUUGUUGUGUGUGGAAACUCAACUUUGGCAGCAGAGAACUUCAUGCUAUCUGUGGACCAGACCAUUGUGAAUGGCCAUAUCAGAAUCUUCAGUGAAGCUCUAAUGCUGAUGUUUGGUUCAUACUACUGUAUGAACAUAUCUUACCCAGCAACCCAAGCAUCAACUUUGGAGUUCUUACAGAGGUGUCUCUUCAAGAUAAACCCAGACAAGGGCUCAAAAGUGGAGCGGAACACCAACAAAAAACAACUUGCAGUCAGUCCAACAACAAAAUUGCAGAGUAUGAGUGGAGGGAGUAAGAAGUGCUCACAAGUUAUGGAUACUUUAUCCAGGUUACAGACUGUUAUGGAUUAAUAUCAAUUGAGGUUUCAUGUAAGCUAUUUGUUAUGUAGCUUUGUUGUGUUGUGAAUAUAUGGUUACUUGACCAGGUUCUGGGUGCCUUAGAAAUAAUAAUGUAAUUGGUAACUCAGCGUAUUUUUUCUUUUCUUUUUUCUUUCCAGUUACCAGUUCAGUUGAAUUUUGUUUUAUUUUAUUUUAUUUUUGUUUCAAAACCAUUUUAAUUUAAUAGACUUUUAAUAAUGCUGCAAUAAUGGUUACUUGUUACUUAAUUGAAUAAAAGUACAGA
Mugil cephalus (flathead mullet) is the source of this 1122-nucleotide messenger RNA. RefSeq lists its product as uncharacterized. NCBI's taxonomy places the organism in Eukaryota, Metazoa, Chordata, Actinopteri, Mugiliformes, Mugilidae. The transcript has 3 exons. The record is from RefSeq and is a predicted model, not a curated record. Bases 66 to 851 code for a protein of 261 amino acids.